CACACGGACCGCUUCGGACAGCCGUGGGAAGGGAAAGGCGGGCGGCGGCGGCACCGUUCCGGGCGAACUUUAACGGACACCGUGACCGUGCGUGGCGGUGGCGAGCUGAAGCGCAAGGGAAUGGCUCUGUCGCAGCGCCUGGACGACUCGCCCGACCCUCGGCGGCGUGGCCGCCGGAGAACGGACACAGUCACGCAGGACGUGUACAAUGAGAGGCACCGGCUCGCCCUUGAGGAGCUCGUUUCGGGCGGGAGAGACUCGUACCUGCGCUUCCUGCAGAAGGAGGGGAUGCCCAGCUUCCUCUCCGACGAGGAGGUCCGACGGGUCAGCGCUGCGGCCGUGGUGCCCCGGUGCGCGUCCAUGAGCGGGGAGGACGCCGGCAUGGAGCUGUCCUUCAGCGGCUCCGUGAGCUGCUCCUCGCUCACCUACUUCCCCGAGGCGUCCGACGUGGAGCCCCCGGAGCUGGAGCUCGGCUGGCCCGCGCUGGCGUCGGGCUCCUUCCGCGGGGUCACGCGGGCGGUCGCUCACUUCCAGCCCAGUUACGGCGCGUGCAUAUACAGCUGCAAAGAGGCCGCGCGCAGGAUGAUCCGCAGCGCGAGAGAGGUGAUCGCCAUAGUAACGGACUCCCUAACGGACCUGGACAUCUUUGGGGACCUACAGGAGGCCUGCUCUCAACGCAGGGUCCCGGUGUACAUCCUGCUGGACCAGUCCUGCGUGUCCUCCUUCCUGCAGAUGUGCAGGGACCUCAGUGUGUCCCUGGACAGCUUACAGCACAUGCGAGUGCGGAGCAUCACCGGGGCCACCUAUUUCCUGCGAUCUGGAGCCAAAAUUGUGGGGAAAGUUAAUGAAAGAUUCAUGCUGAUUGAUGGAAACAGAGUUGCUACAGGGUCAUACAGGUUCAGCUGGACCGAUGGGAAACUAAACAGCAGCAAUCUGAUGGAGCUAUCAGGUCAGAUCACGGAGAACUUUGAUGAGGAAUUCCGUAUUCUGUAUGCCCAGUCCAUGCCUGUCAGCACUCAAGCCAUGUCCACUUUUCAAAAGACCAGCACCACUGAUCAUCCUCUCCUCAAGCAGUCCCAAACCCAGGAGUGCCCCCAGGCAUCAGUGUCAGACUCCACAAUGGGGGGAGUUGUUGAGUGCAGAGGAAAGUCUGGAGAUGAGAACCAACAGUCUCAUCUGGUGUUAGACACCUACACUAUUGUAGAAGACGGCAUGGAGGAAGGUCAUGUUCAGCAAGGUGUGGCUGUGGAUGUUUCCGAGCAUACAGCUAAAAGGACGGGGAUGAAUUUACAGCCUCUUCAUCUCCACAAGCAUUAUGAGGGAAAGCGCACUUUACUGGAUAGAGGGAUACAGACAGACCCGCUUGCCCUGUUUGCACAGCAGGCUGUCUCUAUGACCGCCACUGAAACGUGUUCCCAAGAGAAUACCUCCUCUGGGGAGCUUUCAGACUCCGAGUCUGGCCUGACCACCAAGGCAAGAAGAUGUUCUCAAGCCAAGUACUCUCCUGAGAGCGGCCUGAGGGAUUGCUUCCAGAAGCUGACCAAAGAGCGGCAGCAUCACUACUCGAGGAUUCGCUCGAAGCUGAACCACAUGGUCAUGCUGCUCUCCAGCCGACGUGAGCUGGUGGAACUCACCAACUUGACCUUCACCCCACCCACACACAAAGUAUUCAAAGAACAGGAAAAUGGUGCUAACCCAAUGCUGUCUGUGGAUGAAGCACUUGCGUCAUCUUGGACAAGGUCAAAAGUCAAAUGUUUACAGUGAAGAUGAGGAAAAGUAAGCUGGAAGGACAGAUGCAGUUCAUUGCUUAAGUCUAAUAAUGUAUUAUUGCUUUUUUUUUUAGGAUGGAAUGGAAUUGUAAUAUACAAAAAUGGUUCAAGGCACAAAUGGAUUUUACCAUAACAAUGUGCUGUUAAAGUUAUACAACUUGUUAUAUAUUUUUAGAAUUUUUAUAAACAUGUUUAAUUUAGGUUUAGAAUUGUGCUCUGUAUGACCAUGGAACCACUGUAGGAGGUUUUUUUUAAAAAACUUCUCAGUGUGUCUGGUCUUCAUUCUGUAUCUAUAUUGUAAUGUUCAGUGCACUUUACAUACUGGAGGUGACUGGAUACUAUUUACAUCAAAGAAGUGCCAAAACCUUUUAAUUGUUAAUGUGAAUUUAUAGUUACAAUUUUGAAUGUACUGUAUUCUGUAAUUAACUAUGAAACA
This is a messenger RNA of Scleropages formosus (Asian bonytongue), 2205 nucleotides long. Its product is annotated as protein FAM83D-like. The record is from RefSeq and is a predicted model, not a curated record. Gene Ontology annotation, cellular component: mitotic spindle pole; cytosol. The transcript is spliced from 4 exons. Gene Ontology annotation, biological process: protein localization to mitotic spindle; positive regulation of cell cycle G1/S phase transition; signal transduction. Gene Ontology annotation, molecular function: protein kinase binding. NCBI's taxonomy places the organism in Eukaryota, Metazoa, Chordata, Actinopteri, Osteoglossiformes, Osteoglossidae. The coding region runs from base 121 to 1764 and encodes 547 amino acids.